Molecule: messenger RNA, 3184 nt
Organism: Gryllus bimaculatus (two-spotted cricket)
Lineage: Eukaryota; Metazoa; Arthropoda; Insecta; Orthoptera; Gryllidae
Source: the annotation of a GenBank genome assembly
UUUAGUGUUCAAGAAUCUGGUCGAGGCCCAUUGUGGGUGGCCCGCUGGUAAUUUGCAAGUGCCAAAACUUUUAAGUUAGAGGCCACUUCAAAUCAAUUAUUUCGUAAUGGAGCUUAAGGUCUGGGUGGAAGGAAUUGAACGUAUUGUAUGUGGUGUCACUGAUAAUACUACUUGUCAGGAUGUUGUGUACGCAUUGGCCCAUGCUACAGGAAAAACAGGUCGUUUUACUCUUAUUGAACGCUGGAGGAACAAUGAGAGACUUUUAGCACCACAUGAACAUCCAUUAAAGAUUUUGACAAAAUGGGGUGAAUAUUCAAAUGAUGUCCAGUUCAUUCUGCAGAGAUCAUCUAUUGACAGUUCAAAAGUUAUUAACCAACAAGCAAAGACUAAAGUACCAGAUUCGUUACCAGGUUUCAUGCCUUCAACUUCUUCGCCAAUAUCAGCUCUAAAUGAUAGCUUUGACAGUCGGCCAAGUUUGGGCCCCAUUCCAGAUCGAAAUAAAGAUAUAAGGAAGUCAUUAACUUUCAGUGGCAGUCAUCAUGUUCAUGGUUUAUCAGAACUUCGACGAGGAGAUAAUAUUGGUAUAGUGAAAGGAGUGCCACAAGUAAAACCGUCAAUGGAUGCCCAUGAAGAUUCAAGCGGGAGUGGCUCACCAAAGACCGCAAUGAUUCGUGGAGAUGAAAAUUGUUCACCAAAUCAGGAUGGAGGCCGAAGUCCAGCGAAACGGGAAGCACCUCCAUAUCGAGAUCCUCCUUGCCCUGCCUCUCCUCCUCAGAGAUCACUGCCUCCUUACCGUGACCCGCCACCUCCCAUUCACAGCCCCUCUCGAGGAACUCCGCCUCGAUCUGGACCAUCACCCAUGCAGGAUGUCUCAAUUGACUCUCUUUCACCUACAAGCAAGGCCAAGCCUAAGAGGAACUUGCUUAAGCUCAUUGCUUAUGGAUCGUGGCACAUAAUGACGCAGAAGAAAAACUUGAUCUCAGCUGCAGAAUUUAUAGAGAUUGAGACCCAAAGCAAAGAUUUGCAGGAUUUCCAGCAGUCUGGAUGUAAUGAAAGCGAUUCUCAUCAAGAGUCUGUUCUGUACAAUGCCCAAUAUCGAGAUCUUGUGCGUUUAGUGAAUUACCAACGGGAGAAAUUAACAUCUCAACAAGCUGAAUUAACAAAGUUCGAUGCUGAAAUAGUUUUUUGGGAAAGCAAAACAAGAGAGCAACAUCAUCAAUUGGAAUAUCUUACCCAGGAAGCUGCACGCAUGGAGAAAGCUACAAGAAUAACUGAAGAUCAGGUGACAGGUCCUAUUCCUGCCAUAAAAAAUCCCAAGAAGAUCCCAAAUAGCCCACAUAAGCCAGGCAGCACUCGCAAGAUGAUUGGUUCUCCACGUCAGCUCGAAAAUGCUGUACCUACCAGUAAGAAUCCUCAUGGAGUAUGGGUUUAGCAUUUCCAGUGUUUUGAUAUUUUAUUAUUACCCCCUCCCAUAUCUAAUUAAUGGAAUAUAUUUCUUACAUUUAUGUGAGGGACCUCAGUUAUUCCAAGCUUUUUUCGAAAUUUAGUAACAUUAGAUAGAUUUUAUUGUUGUUUUGAUGUGAGGUAAUAUAAGCAGAAUUUCAUGUAUUGUCAAUGCAAAUAUUCAAAUUCUACCUGACCUUUUCUAAUAUUGGUUCAAAAUAAUUGAAAUUAUCAAAACAUCAUCUUUUCAUAUUCCUGAUGGGAAUGUAUUGGUGAAGUGGAUUAAAUGGACUACAAAACUACAUUAAAAUGGGUUACUGAUUAUUUUCUUUUACGUAAAAAGAUGAUUCUGAUCAGAGAGAGGGUUUAGUUAUAACUACUUAAAAAAUCAAAAGUAUUGUAUUUCUUAAAUCUAAAACUGAACAAAUUCUUUGCAUUAACCAAUGCUCAUGAAGGGAUUGUGUAAGAUGUAGUUAUAAAUGUAUUAAUAAAAAAAUUAUUAUUAAUCAAAAGGUACACUUGGGGUAACUGAGUUGUCCAACAUGAUCAAGGAAGGGUUAACAUAAUAAAAGAUAAAUGGAAUAUUUGUGAUUUUCUGGUAGCAACACCAAAGUAUAAUUAUUAUGAUUCUCAGUUCAAUACUGCCCAUUAAAGUUAUCACUAUUAUAUUAGUUGAAUUAUAUGAAUUUUUCCAAAUGAAUAUGUCUGCAAGAUAAGAUUUUGAGUAUGGAAUGAAUGAAUGAAUGAAUGAAUGAAGUAAUAUUAAGUGUGUUUAUAGGUUAAAAUGAGGCACAAGUAAGAGAUUAAUUUUGUUUGUGAAUAAAUAUAGCAGUUACAUUGGCACAACAUGUAACUUUCCUCUUGUGUAUAUUUUAUUAUAAAGUUGAAAUUAUCUAAAAAUUUGUAUAAAUUCAAUUUGUACAUAUACAUUCUCGUGUUUAUUUAAGACCUGUAAGUUGAAGUGGUGGAUCCAAUAUGAAUUCACAAAGAAUUGUAAGGAGAAUGCAGUAACAUUCCAAACCAAAUGUAAGAAUGUUCAGUAUUCUUCAUUCUGUACAGUAAGAGUACUUGUACAGUAUGGGUUUCUAAUCCCUUUACUGUUGCCUUCAUGAAUUAUAAUUUUUUUAAAUUUUCAUAUCUCAGAAGGGAACCAAAACAAUUACCAUGCAUCUCUUUUUCUUUAUGGUAAUGGAUAAAUGCUCAAAGGAGAGGACAAGAAAUGCCCCUCCCUGCAGUUUUCCUCUCCCCCUCUGGAUCUACCUGUGCUUCCCCAAAUCAUUACUUAUUACAAAGAUUUAAUUUUGCCAUAAUAUAAAUAGAGAUAAUGUAGAUAUGUGUUAUGCAAAUAUUUUCCCCACCAUAAUGGUUAAGAGAAAGAAAUAUUUAUUUUAUCUAGAUCAAAUGCUUGAGACUUGCAUUUUGCUCAAGUUCUUAUAUGUGUGUAUGUAUGAUUGAAUGUAUUUUAUUUUAAAGUAUCUGAGCUUCUAGUGGUAUUGUAACAAAAUAUUACAUGUACAUACCUGGCAAAUGUAAUGUGAAUGCCAACACAUUUGCUGAGCCAAAAUUAUGAUAUUUUAUAUGUUAACAUGUUAUUUAGUGCAGUAGAUCAAAUAUCUAUUCAUAAGUAAGAUUAUAUGUUUAUUUAAAUAUGGCCUGUGUCAGUAUUGCCUUUUUGACCAAUGCGCCUAUGAAACAUUUUUCAUACCUUUAUUGAUAAUAAAGUAUAUAUUUAUGCAUUAAA